Stylophora pistillata is the source of this 10716-nucleotide messenger RNA. Its product is annotated as intermembrane lipid transfer protein VPS13C. Lineage: Eukaryota; Metazoa; Cnidaria; Anthozoa; Scleractinia; Pocilloporidae. Gene Ontology annotation, biological process: protein targeting to vacuole; protein retention in Golgi apparatus. The record is from RefSeq and is a predicted model, not a curated record.
ACUAUAUUCAACAAGUCAUUACAAGGCGCCAUUGCCGACCAGGAUCCUACAGCUCUCGAUUUCUCAGUCAACGUAAAACUUGGAAAACUCCGAUUUGUAUUCCUGGGCUAUUUUGUGAUUCAUCUUCAGAAUUUCCUUCAAGCAAUUGCGAGUCCGGAAACUGUUGCAUAUGCACAGAAAGUAACCCAAAAAGCAGUUCUAAACCAGGUUCAGCACAUCCAAAAACAGGGAGCAAAAAUUGGAUUGAACAUUUCUGUAAAUGCACCACAAAUUAUUAUUCCUUGCAAUUCAAGGUCGAGCGAAAAACUCGUUGCAGACCUCGGAGAAUUGCAUGUUAGUAAUUCUCUAAUCAACUCAUCCCAGUAUGGACUUACUGACCGCAUGGAUGUACGAUUCAGUUCAUUUCAAGUCUCAGGCUUUUCUCAAGUGGAGAAACAUCUCAAUGAGCAUUUGAUAGAACCAGUUGAGUUGAAUGUCAUUGUAAAGAGAAGACUGGAGCUGGAUGUCAGCGAUCUCCCUUUGAUUGAAGUAGAGGGGAGUUUGGAGCUGUUUAAGAUGAAUCUGGGAGUGAAUGAUUUUCAGAUGUUUAUGAUGGUUUUGAACGAUAACUUGUUGGAAGGCCAAAACGAACGUACACCUGCAACUAAAACUGAUGGCGCGGAUAAAGAGGAGAAAAAGCAACAGAAUCUCUCAGACAGCACUGAUGCUAAGUCUAUAGAUGAAGUAUCAAAUAUUAAAUGUCAUUUUACGCUGAGUAAGCUUCAAGUUACUUCGCCCAAAGUUGUUGAUGGUGUCUGUAAGCCUUAUUUGGUUCUUGAAACAAAUAACAUGAGUGCCACUGUCACCAUGGAAACAUGGAUCCUUAAUGCAUCUGCAAAGCUUGGAGCUAUUGAGCUCGUCGAUCAUUUGAACAAAGGUGCAGAUGGUUUGCCAGUAAAAGUUUUGUCUUCUUCGCAGGAUACAGAUCUUAUUUCUGUUUCUUACAAAAGAGUUGAUCCCAGAUGUCCAGAAUUCGAAUCGACAUUCUGCACUAUAGAGCAGCAAAUAAAUGUCAGUUUUUCAAAGCUGAAAAUAGAUUGUCUUCAAAAGGGACUGAUGGAUUUGCAAAUGCAUGGCCUUGCUCUUUUGUCAAGUUUCGGAGACUCCUCAAGCGCUUUAAGUUCAGACAGUGCGAGUAACGCUGAUUCAGAGCAGAUAAAACAAAGUACCGUGAGCCUUAAGGUGAAUGCUGAACUGUCAGAAGUUGAUGUUCUUGUCAGGAUCUCCCAUAAAAAUCUGGCCAGUAUCAAGGUUGAAGGUUUAACAGCAGAAUUUCUUCUGUGGGAUGGCGGAAUGGUUUUAAAGUCCAGGCAGAAUGAUCUCUCUGUGAUCGACCUGAAUAGCCAAACCUAUUAUCCUAAGAUUAUCUCUGUGGAAAAUGAAAAUGUCUUUGAUUUCGAGUUUAAGUAUUUCGACAAAGCAAAUCUUCCCAAGAGUGAUCCAAGUCCUGCUGACCUAACCCGACUGGAUGGGAACCUUGAGCUAAACAUCGGGAAAAUAAACGUUGUCUUUUUGUACCGAUUCAUAGCGGAAUUGUUGCAAUUCGUCGAGCCUUUAACAAGCCCUCAGUCAACUCAAUAUGUACAAGAAACAGCACAAAGGGCAGUUACUGAACAGGUGGAAUCAAUCCAUAGUCAAGCAACUCGCAUUGGCUUGCAAGUGGCCAUCAGUGCCCCUCUGGUGAUAAUUCCACGUCACUCGCGCUCAGUGGAUAUGCUCAUUGUUGAUCUGGGACAUUUGGACCUUCAGAACGAAUUUGAUGUUCUCCCCACAUCACUGAACGAUGAGAACAGAGAGGCUGUGUUCGAUAUCAUGGAACUAUCUCUUCAAUCGCUACAGCUAGCGAGAGGUGUGAUGGAUAUAAGUUCCUCUCCGAUGAUCAAGCGAAAUCUCAUUGAACCAAUAAAACUAGAAGCGAACAUCAAGCGUUCACUAUUGCCCUCUUGCAAUGAAAUCCCAAUCAUAGAUUGCUCAGCUGCUCUGGACUUUGUCGAGAUGAAUCUAGGUCGACAGGAUUACCACGUUCUCACCACGCUUUUUCAAGUAAAUUUGGAAGAAGCUGAAAGUGUGGUACUGGAAGACCAAUCGAGACUUGACCAAAGCAUGGCAAAGGAACAAGAGGAACAUAGUGAACCGUCUGAGACAGCAAAUACUUCAUCUGAACCUGAUGUACCCGUGGAAAAUGCGGAAACUGUGUGGGACAGGAUGGUGUUUUCAUUUGAUCUCGUUGGAGCUAGUCUUACUCUGUACAACAAUGAGAAGCCUUUGGACCCGUUUGAUUCACAGUCGUCGGUCUGCGAUCCAGCCACAAGGCUCUGUUUAUGUCAUGUGGAGGAAAGUGUAGUUACCGUAGUCUUGCCCAGUGACAGCUCAGUUCAAAUUAACUGUGCACUUAAUGGCUGUGUGGUUGAAGAUGCUAGAAAAGGAUCAAUUUCUGCUUUUCCCAGGUUAGUAGACAAAAAGAUGGCAACACUCACUGGAUCUCGGACAUCUUCAUCUUCCAAAGAAAUGUGUGAUGUAGUUUUCUGUCAGUUACCUUCAGGGGAGAUGAAAGUCCAAGUGUCCUUGCAAAAUGCUACCAUUUUUGUCAACUUUCCCUUUUUGCUCCUUUUACUGGAGUUUUUCACCAUUCCACCAUCCGACGUGGAUCAACCUCCACAGCCACAAGUCUCAGUAGUCAGUCAAACAUCUCUGGAUGCUCCAAAUGUCAGGGACCCCGAAGCUCCCAGGAAGGAGAGGGUUGUACAGAUACACAAGACUGAAAGUAGAGAUGUCACUUCUACUCCUACUCUUAGUCAAGUGGAUGCUGCAGCUUCGCCUACUCAAGAGACGCAGCUGAUGGUUUUUGUUCAUGGUGUUGUAAAGGAUCCAAAUAUUGUCUUACUUUCUGACGCCACUAACAAAGAGAGCGAGGCACUCAUUGUUCAGGCAGAAGUGGAGUUUGAUUACACUUUGGAAGGUGUAAAGCAGAGUCUUUCAGCAGAUUUGACAAAUCUCCAGAUGCAAGCUGCACAAUUUCCUGAAGUAAAAAGGACAUCUUAUAAGGUUUUGAACCCUUGUUCGUUGUCAUUCAAGUACUUGACACCAGCUUCGAGUGAGGGUGGUCAAGACAUCGCUAUUGCAUUAGAAGAAAUGGUGUUCGAAUUCUCUCCAGGACUCCUCACCACUGUCAGUAAUGUAGUUACAGCAUUAACAGGACAGCAAAAGGUCGAUGAAAGCGUUCAGACAGUGGGUGGAGAGGUUGUUGGCGCCCCAGCUGACUUGUGGGAAAGCAAACCAGCUUCUGCUGAGUACUGGUUUAAGAAAAAAGCUAUUGAAGACGCCAAGCCCAAGCUGGUGACAAGGAAUGCGACUGGCGAUAAGCUCAGCUUAACAAUUAAAGAAGUUCAAGUGGUGUUGGUGAAUGAGGUCGAAGGUGCCCAUAUUCCCUUGCUGUUGAUUCGCUCAUGCGCGACAGGCAAAGUGUUUGAUUGGUCUGCCCAGCUUAAAGUUGAAGCAGAUGUUGCAGCACAGGUUUGUUACUACAAUGAGUGUCUUGCCGUUUGGGAGCCCCUGUUAGAGCCAGUGAUGGUCGAAGACGAGAAUACCAUGUGGCAAGUACAACUUAAGUUGUUCCUUGCCGAAGGAUACGUUUCAAGUUUCUCCCCAAAAGACUCUGAAUCGUGCGAUCUUCCUUCGCGAGAUGUCACAGAUACACCUCAAACUGGAGAUAGGACGGACUGUGGUCUAGGCUCUUUGGCUCAAAAGAGAUCUUCAUUCAGAAAGAAACGGCGUUUGUCUUCAGGACGGCGAACAUGGCCAAAAAGGAAACAAAAGCGUCGCCCUCGUAUAACCGGCCCAGCAUCUGACGAUGAAGGGGAUCUUAAUUUCAACUGGGCCUUGACUACGUUCAUCCAGUCCACCCAGAUGGCAAUCAUGGAUCCAUCCAUGGAGGUGAAGAGCGACAGUGCCAUAGAUGAGGUUGAUGCUCCGCAGGAUGGAGUCGAGGCUCCUUCCGAUAACCAUGAGAAACCAACGCAAGCAUUGUAUAUGGUCAUCAAUUCGCAUGAUGUUAUGCAACUGACCGUUACUUCCGCAGCUGUACGAGUUCUCUCCGAACUGAACGAGCUGUGGACGAUUGAUAGAGCGAAAAAACUGAGAACAGUUCCUCUGGCAACCUUCGUCAUCCAUAACGAGCUGGGAAUUCACGCGGCAGUGACAGUGAGCCACAGACUUCAGGUCUCAGAUACGGAACAGCUGACGGUGCGUCAGAGAAUUCCAAAACUGCCAGCCGCAGGGAAUGUUGGUCUUGCAGAUGUCGCAGUAGACCCAGCCAGUAGGACACAACGACAUGCACGUAGUGAUUUUAUCCGUAAUAUAUCUGAGCCAGUACUUAAUCACCUAAGAGAGAAACUUCACAAAAUACGAAAGAAAAGAGCUUCAUCUGAUCCGGUGUCCCUCGAUUUUAUCAGGCGACGUAACUUAUCCCUUCAGAAUACAGUUUCUUUCCAAAUUGGCCAAGAAGAUGUUAAGAAAAAACUUCUCAGGAAGGGUCGUUCUCUUGAUUUAACCACAAGGCAGACGGACGGAAACACUCUUACCCAACAAGAGGAGGAAACGAGAAGUGCCCUGCCACGCUUUGAAGAACGUGAAGUGGAAGACAUAUACUUAGUAAGGGUUGUUUCAUAUUCGAAACUAUACAUGAGGAUGUAUUGUUUGUACACUGACCUUUUCCUUUUAUCUCCAUUCACCGAUUUUUUUUUAGUGGAAGGUCGUUCUUCUUGCUUCUCAGGAACUGUAUCUUCGCGGGAUUCAUCAGAAUCGUCAUCUACAACAUUCACGGUCUUUAAUUCGCUCUCUUCCAUGACUUCUUUGAAGCAUGGCUCGCAAUAUGCCACUGAACUCCCCGCUUUCCAACCAAUGACAGUUUCAUCGUCCUCAAAGAUGGAGCAGGGCAUGCAGAAAUAUUCCUUGCACUUCAAACAAGUGAAUGGGUUUUACCAUCUGAAUCUCAUCUCCGUUUGUCGCUCUGGAUCGUUCCUGCACGAGCUUUCUCCAAGAGAUGCACCAUUUCGUGAGGCAAAACACAAGUGGUAUGUCGUUGUUCAAGUAGAUAUAAAACGCGGUCGUAAAACAGUUACCAUUAGGUCACCAUUGCAGAUCCAAAACCACCUUCAAGUCCCAGUGGACGUGUUCGUCAAGCGACGAGAUUCAUCGGGGUCAUGCGAGGAACAUCAUUUCAAGCUCUUCAGUGUGGAAUCGGGUGGUGUGCAGAAUGUCCCUUUACAUACAGCAUACAACGAAGAGCUUUUCUUUAAACCUGGUGGUACUGAUUUUCAUAUAUCAUCUUCCUCGAUAUCCUGGAGAAAGUUUUCUACAGGAGAGCCGUCUCAUGUGUUGUCUUGUUCGUCAACGAUCACUUCAGAGUCUUCCUCCACUUUUUUCAUCAAGGCCCUUUGUUUAUCAGACAGCUUGAACAAACUGCCAACUGGUGAGGACUCUCCCCAUCACGUGAUCCAUUUGUACCCUCCCUUAAUAGUGCAAAAUAAACUUCCAUUUGAGCUAGUCAUAUCAACAGAGGAGGGAGGUGGAGACGAUAAAGUACUCAGUGCCGGUGACAAAGUAACUCUUGUCAAUGUGUGUCCUGGAUAUGACUGCAAAAUAACUGUUACGCUUAAAGAUUACAAAGAAGCUACUUGGAUGGGAGAUAUCUUUGUGAAGAAACAACGGUACAAAUCCUGUCAAUUGCUAAUGCGUUCACAGGAAGACGUCUCCAAAGAAUUGUCGCUUGGAGUGAAAUCGAUGCCCCAACAAGGGACAAGGGAGCUGUUCAUCUAUUCCCCCUACUGGCUUAUUAACAAGACUGGACUCCAUGUGGAGUACAGGGUCUCGAGAUGUAAACAAGUUUAUAAUCAGUCUGCUAUAGAACAACAUCCACUUCUUUUUAACUUUACUGAAAAAACCUACAGAAAGGCUAGGCUCAGACUGCCUGGACAUCCCUGGUCCAACAAGUUUUCUCUGGACGCUGUUGGAGAUUCUGGAAAGGUAACAUGCAAAGGAAGCGAGUCCAAAAAGUUUCAGUUUAUCCUACAAAUUGAAAUGUCCAGGACAGGGCUGACAAAGGUUGUAACGCUAACCCCGAAAUACGUCAUCAUUAACAGCACGGAGAUUUCGUACUCUUUUAUCGAAAAUAAAUGUAAAAAGGCUUUGUGGUUUGUUGUGGAGCCUGGAGAAAGCAAACCAUUUUGGCCCAGUGACAAGUCCAGUUCAAUCAUGUUGAAGCCAACAAUGUCAAAGGUCAUUUCGAAGCCUUUCAGUUUCGACUCCUCGCACACGACAGUUCUUCGGAUUCCGGAUUGGCAGGCUCUCACUGUUGACGUUCAUGGGGAGGUCGAAGAUGCCGUGACAACUGUAGUGGUGUCACCUUACUCGCCUGGAAUUGCAACAGUCAGGAUUGAGAACCUGUGUGACGAUAUUCCGAUCCGGUUUCAUCAAAAAGGCUGUGGGCAGGUGACGGUGCUUGACUCUAAGCAGAUGAUCCUUUAUACUUGGGAUGAUCCAUUAGGUGUGCGAAAACUGCUCUGGAAACCGUUCAAGGGAAUGGAUAAGCCAAUCGAGGCUCAAGUUGAUGAGGAUAACUUCGGCGAAAUUCGAAUGGAACUCGAUGAAAUCUCUCCACCAGUCAAAGAUGACCGGCGUCAGCUGGAAGACAGAGACAGCACAUGUGGAUUGCUAUGCGGCUCGUCAAGCGCUGUACCUGAAGAAAUCGAUCAGGAGUGGGAUACUGUGGAUGGGGCGGUGGUUCACAGGGUCAAGAAGACUAUCUACUGGGUGUCUGUGACGGACGGACUGCAAAGGGUGCUGAUAUUUGCUGAUGAUGAAAAUCUUUCAUGUCUGGCUCGGAAGUGUUGUGACUCUGAAGUUGUUACCAUGGAUAUUUUCAUGUCAUUGGAUGGUGUCGGUUUGUCGCUGGUCAACAGCAAACCUGACGAAGUGGCAUACAUAACUUUAUCUAGUUCAUCCUCAGUCUGGCAGGUGGAGGGGACAUCUGGAAGAUGGAAGACCCUGAAUCUGGAGUUGUCCACUUGGUUAGAGGAUGCCUGGAGGAAUAACGCCGUGGAAGUCGUCUUGGAAGACAGGGAGGUGAACUUUAAUACAAUGACUAUGACUCGCCCAUAUAACGGGGCCCUUCAGAGAUUGUUUGAACCUGCUCUGUGGUUAAAUUACACCCGAUCAGAUCGCUACCACAGUCUACACUGCAGAAUGCACCGAAUUCAGAUUGAUAAUCAGCAGUUCAGUACGGUUUUUCCAGUUGCUCUUUAUCCAUCACCGUUACCUUCCGCCAUCAUUCAUAGGACAGGAUUCAAACCUUUCAUUGAAGUGUCAGUGAUUUAUCAUCAAGUCCCAAAAGAAGGAAUGCAUCACAUAAAAUACGCCAAAGCAUUGGUACAGGAGAUGAAUGUGAGAAUUGAUAAAGGGUUCAUUAUUUCGAUGGCAAGCCUUUUCAGUCAACAGAAAGAACUUCUAGAAGAGGAAAAUUAUUUCGAAGAAGACAUGAAACGAUGUGCUAUGCCUCUGCGGGAAACGAAAGCAGUAAAAGCCGCAUUGGAGACGCAAAAAGUUUUCCUCGAAUACUUCCAUUUGUCGCCUCUCAAGAUCAAUCUCAGUUUUUCACUGGCAUCUUCCUCUGAUGAGGACGAUGAGAAUCAAGCUUUUGCUCGAGACUUGUUGGAUUUCUUUGUUGACUCCAUUGGGGCGACACUCACAGAAAUUAAUGAUGCUGAACUGAAAAUGGCUUAUUUCGAGCGAGUCAGUGCAUUUUUGACCCAAGAGAAUCUUGUUGCUCAGAUCACGCGGCAUUACACCAUGCAGGGUGUUCGCCAAGUUUAUGUUCUUGUAUUGGGCCUUGAUGUGCUUGGCAACCCUUACGCACUGAUUCACGGGAUUGGCGAGGGAGUUAGGGACUUGUUUUAUGAGCCCUAUCAGGGUAUCAUUGCAGGGCCAGGAGAGUUUGCUGAAGGUGUAGCUCGUGGUGUCAAGAGCUUGCUGGGUCACGUGAUAGGCGGAACCGCUGGAGCGUUUUCGCGGAUAACGGGUUCAUUAGGUCAGGCUGUGGCCACGCUUACGUUUGACUCAAAUUUUCAGAUGCAAAGACGUCUGCGCAUGCACAGACAACCUCAAGGUGUUGGUCAGGGACUGUUAAUGGGAGGAAAGAGUCUGUUGAUGGGUCUUUUCUUUGGAGUGUCCGGUGUAGUUGUAAAACCCGUAAAGGGUGCCCGUUCGGAGGGUGUAGAAGGAUUUUUCAAAGGAAUUGGAAAAGGCCUCCUUGGAUUGCUUACUCGUCCAACUGGAGGGGUGAUCGACAUGGUCAGCUUUACUCUUGAUGGAGUGAGAAGAUCAGCUGAACAGAAUGGCGAAGAUAUCGCCUGCAGGAUGAGACUUCCUCGCUUCACAGCCUCUAAUAUGCCUUUAAAGCCUUUCUCAGAGCACGACGCCCAAGGAAAUGGAAUCUUACAGAGUUUACAUCAAUUUGACGACGAUGUUUAUGUGGACCACAUGAGCAUUGCUGAGGAGGACGAUAGUGUUGUGGUCCUCUUAACAAACAGGAGGAUAUUGAAUUUGCACCAAAGCAAGUUUUGGCAUAAUUGGAAAGUGAGAUGGAGUUGUUUAUACGAGGACGUUGCUGGUUUCCCUUUGCUUACCGAAAACGCAUUAGUUAUCAAAGAAGAAUCUUCUAAGCAGGAUCAUACAACCAGUUUCCUCUCAGCCCCUACACACGAUAUUGUGUCUUCAAACAGGGUGGAACUAGAGACUCUAAAAACCAAGAUAGACAGCAACAUUCGUCACCUACGCUGAAAAUUUGAAUCAUAAUAAUUUCAAGUCCAGAGUGGAAGCUAUGGCUGGCAGAUGACAAAGUUUCCGUGAGCAGACAAUCCAUAUUCUAGAAAUUUCCAUAUGUUGACGCCACCAACUUGAAAAAUUCGAUGAGAAAUUUCUAUUUAGAACUCGUCGGUCAAUCAGUAUUCAAGUUACGUUGAUGUUAUAGUUAUAGUAAAUUACUACAAUUUGUUCUGGCUAAAAUGUGCACUACGCCAGGAAAAAACCACCUGUAUGAAGUGGCUAAAAAAUAUUGAAAUGAACGAGAUGGUACAGGCCUUUAGCCUUUAGGUCGGUACGUACACAGAGAAAAGACACACGGACUAGUCGCUGCGACACUUCGCUUCGUUUGUCAUGAAUGUUUGUGGAAAUCUUUAUCCCUACCACAGAAUUUUGUCUCGGAAAUUCGUUUUUAUGACAAUAGCAAUUGUUUUCGGAACUAAUUCACAGGGAGGGAGUUGAGGUAGAACCUUGACCAAGUGAUUUUUCGCUUUGUGUGUACCAACCUUGAUACACCUGUCAAAGACAUAAGUAGUGACAAAAUAAGUAUUGUAGCAAUUAUUUAUGAUUGAGAAUUGAAGAAAUGAAACAGAAAUUACCCAACUUACCUGAAGCUAUGAUUGUUUAUAUGUGUUUUAGAAUUGACUCUUAAAAAGAGUCUUAUUCUCUAGUGUUCUACAAUUUAAUUUUUUUUUCGCAUAAAGCGAUAAAAAUAAUAUAAUGCUUUAAUCAGCGUAAGAGCUUAUCAAACCAGAAACUUGCCAUUUUACGCUUUUUCUGAUCUGUCAUUUGAUUUGAAUACUAAGUUAUGUACCUGCACUAAAAAUUCGGCGUUAGAUGUAAGAGAAGGUUGAAAAGAGGUAAGAAGGGGUCCUGCACACGUUUCCCGCACAUCAAAAAAUAGAAAUAAACAACUUUAAGGUUCGCGUAUCGCUGAACGCAAAAAUCACAGUUCACGGGGUUUUAUUCUCGUAUUUUCACAAGGCACGAAAAUUAGAAACGCUUCAUCCUGCAUCACGCAAAAACCCCUUUCAUCCCCUCAUCAAGAGAAUAGAAACAUUAUUUUAUCUUUCCCUUUUCUAAGGUCGCUCAGUGAGAGUCAGAACUGGCUAGCCGGACUCGUAGCUUUAGCUAGAAAGCGAAUUCUACUGUUGCUUAUAACUGUCCGGUCAAAGUAGCCCUUCCAAAUUUGCCUGUUGGUGCUUCUUUGAUAUUAUUCCUGUUGUAUCUGUCAGUGAUUAAACUUACUAUACUGGUUGGUAGAUUGCCACCAUUCGGAUUCGCAACUUUAUCAAAUAAAUUAAUCCUGUGUUUUCCCCUCUAAACAUGUAUGAUUAUUUGAGUCAUUCUCAUCUGCAAUGCUAUUUUAGGUAAUUAAGAUUUUUAAAAUCAAUUACCGAUUAUAAUUUGGUGCUUUUUUUAAAAAUAUUUGCAUCGUUUGUACCUCUAAAGAAAAGUGGCGGUUAUUUGGAAAAACCGCGAAAUAAAGUAGCGGCAUCCACCAAAUAUACCCAUCUAAAUGCAGUUCAAUUGUUCAUUGUUUUAAAUAUCGAUUUUUGACUGAACAUGAAACUUGUCCGUUUGAAUAAGUCGGGCUGCACUUGCUUGCUAUAGAUGUUAAAAUCCAGAUGUGGUUUCAGCAUUAGUGCUUAAAUAUAUUGAAUCAUUUGGCAGUAUAAAACGUUACUUUUAACUGAUUUUGUCACUAACGAAAGAGUGCUUUUGGUCGGCUGAACAGUUGCCUUCCCAAGGCUACUCGAAUGCAAAAGUUACCACCAACAAUUUGAGAGUUAAAAGACGAAAAUAAAAAUAAAAUGCAUU